AUGAGAAGGCUUCAUCUAAUAAAUAAGCACCUUUGUGGUGAAAGAGAAGUCUGCAUUGUGGCAGCUGGCAGAUCUCCUAUAGAUAAAGUAGGAGGAAGCUUAUCUCAUUAUUCUACAGUAGAACUAGCAUCUAGUACUUUGAAAGGAACCUUAGAAAAAUUCAGAAUUCCUACUGAAGAAAUCGAAGAAAUUUAUUUUGGGACUGUUUUUCCUUCAAACCUAGGACAAUCUCCAGCUAAACAAAUUGCAGUUAAUGCAGGGCUUAGGGAUUCAGUCAAUUGUAUGAUUCUCAAUAAACUUUGUGCGAGUGGAAUGAAAGCUACUAUGCUAGGAGCAUUAUCAAUUUCUACAGGAAAUGCUGAUUGUGUAGUAGUUGGUGGCGCUGAAAGUAUGAGUAAAAUUCCUUAUAAAUUUUCCCCAAUAUUGCCCAGUCAGCAUUUUAAUGUAAUUUCUUUCUAGACAACCCAAAGGAAAAAGUAUAUAUUGUUCUCAUUUUUUAAAAAAUUUAUAUUUUUUUUUUAAAAAAAUAAAAAUUAUUUAAAACAUAAAAAAAAUUGUUCCAAAGAUUAGAGAAGGAUUGGUCAGAGGAAACCAUAAAGCUCUUGACGCUACAGUCUGUGACGGAAUUUUGGAUCCAAGAUUUAAAGUAAUCCCAGCCUUUUGCUCAGACUUGAUAUCUCAAAAACUAAAUUUUUCUAAAUCUGAUCUUGACUAUUUCUCUCAAGAAUCCAUCAAAAGAGCAAACAAAGCUUGAAAUUCUGGAAAAUUCAGCAAUGAGAUAAUCCCAAUUUCUGAUAAAAAAGGAAAACUUAUUAAUAAAGAUACAAUAAAAGACAUUAACCUCCUAAAAGCUGAUCUUAAGCCUAUUUACCAAGGCGGAGUCACAACAGCUGCCAAUGCUUGCCCAAUAAAUGACGGAACAUCCUUUUUAGUACUAUGCAGUCGUCAAAAAGCUAAUGCACUAGGCUUAAAAAUCCUCGGAACAAUCUCAUCAUUUGCCGAUUUUGAGCAUCAUAAAUUGAGCUUUCCUACAUCUCCGACCUUAGCUAUAUGAAAAGCAUUAGAAAGAGCAAAUUUAUCGUUAUCAAAAAUUGAUUAUAUUGAAAUUAAUGAAGCUUUUGCAUCUGUGGUCUUAGCGAAUUCUGUAGCUUUGCCAUUUGACUUGGAAAAAAUAAAUGUUUAUGGGGGCGGAGUAGCUAUUGGGCACCCUGUAGGAAGCAGCGGGGCAAGAAUUUUGGUCACUUUAUUGAAUGUUUUAAUGCAGGAAGGAGGAGUUUAUGGAGCUGCUGGGAUUUGUAACGAUGGAGGUGGGGCUGGAGCUGUCAUAAUAAAAAGAGAAAUUUAA
Molecule: messenger RNA, 1345 nt
Organism: Blepharisma stoltei
Lineage: Eukaryota; Ciliophora; Heterotrichea; Heterotrichida; Blepharismidae
Source: the annotation of a GenBank genome assembly